Molecule: messenger RNA, 7727 nt
Organism: Passer montanus (Eurasian tree sparrow)
Lineage: Eukaryota; Metazoa; Chordata; Aves; Passeriformes; Passeridae
Gene: PIGQ
Product: phosphatidylinositol glycan anchor biosynthesis class Q
Exons: 11
Coding region: 1590-3443 (617 amino acids)
Biological process (GO): GPI anchor biosynthetic process
Cellular component (GO): endoplasmic reticulum; membrane
Source: RefSeq, a predicted model, not a curated record
AACUCCUGACAGGAGGGGACAGCCGGGGGGGUCGGGCUCUGCUCCCAGGGAACAGGGACAGGACAAGGGGAAACGACCUCAAGCUGUGCCAGGGGAGAUUUAAUUUAUAUAUAGAUAGGAUAGAUGGGAAAAUUCCCUCACACAAAGCAUGGUCAGGCACGGUCACAGGCUGCUUGGGGCAGUGGUGGAAUGCCAGCCCUGGAAGUGUUCAAAAAGCUGCGUGCAUGUGGCACUUGAGGGCAUGGUUUAGUGGUGGUGCCGGGGGAAUGACUGGACUUGGUGGUUUUAGAGGACUAUUCCAACUUUUACAAUCCCACAGUUCUAUGAUUCUUUAGAUCCUGGCCCUGACCCCCUGCAAGGAUGGUAGGAUGCUCAGGUGUGGGUCUGCGAUGGGAUCAGUCCCCCUUGGCACCCUGUGGCCAUAGGACAGCCUCUGGGAUGAGACCAUGACCACAUCCCACCAUUCACCUUUGCUUUUCUAACAAAAAUUCUGGAAUUAAUCAGCCCUGGGGUCCUGUAUUCAUUUGUUGGUUUCAUUAACACAUUUUAGGUGGUAUUUAUUUUGUCGUUUUGGUGACCUGAGAUCAUUGCAUUGGUGCUCUCAGGGAAAGGUGGAUGUUUUCAGCAGAAAUAGGUGAUUUUAGGCACUUGAUGAACAGAGACUGCAUGAACAAUGCUAAGAUUUUUCUGUUAAAAUUAGCAGCAGUGAAGCAGUUGACUGUGAUGACAUUUGAUAUUUCAGUCUGUUGAAAUGAAUAAGGUAGAUGCAUGACAAGUCAUGGAUUUGGGAAUAUGAGAACAUUAACAUAACAAUAGUUGAUCAGCCGGGUUUUCAACUAUCAAGAUAUUUUGUACAGUCUGAAAGUCUUAUCAGAAUCAUCUCUGCCAUGUCUCAAGCAGCCAAAGGGUAGAUCAUUUGACCUGAGCUAUAGCCAGAGGAGAUGGGUGCAUAAAACUAUGUCAAUUUAAAAAGCUGGGGAAGGUGUAAGAGGAAAAACUGACAAACUAGACAAGAUUAGGAUGACAAGUAUUUCUACUCCAUGAGAAGUUUUUCCAGAGGAUUGUGGCUAUCUUUAAAAACAAUCUCAGUGAGAAAUAAGUGUGUGUAUGAAGAGUCAGUUGACAGUUCCUCUCUGCAAUGUCCAGUGGAUGGACAGACCUUUAGGGACAGCUGUGCAUGGACACUGAGAAUGUCUUGUAGCAAUACUCAUAACAACUCUCCCUCUUUUCAAUGGAAAAAACAGGGGGCUGUCUUUGAUAUUUUUCCUUGGACUGAGUUUUCCCUUUUACUGCAAAACUGCAAAGUGCAUCCCAAGGCUUCCCUGUCCCGAGGGAUUUUGUUGGCAGUGUGGUGCUGGAAGCACAGUGUUUGCAGGUCCUGAACACAGCCAGCACUGGCCCUCACUGCUCCAGAGAUCCUCCAACCCCCAGCAAGAUCUGGAGGCCACAGAGGGACAUCAUUUCUCCUUCUUUGACCAGAGGGAUAACCUCAGAGACCUGGAGUCUGUGAAGAAGCAGGAUCUCAGAAGAAUGAUAGAACAGUUUGAUGUGGAAAGGACCUUACAGAACAUCUCAUUCCACCCCCUGCCAUGGGCAGGGACACCUUCCACUGUCCCAGGGUGCUCCAAACUCCAUCCAACCUGGCCUUGGACACUGCCAGGGAUGGGGAUCCGCAAUUCCCCAGAUUACCCCACUGUUUACAUCCCUGCAGGGUCGCUGCCAUGGUACUGAAGGUGUUCUUUCCAUCGUGCUGCUCCUCAGCAGACAGCGGCAUUCUGAUCGGCCGCUGGAUCUCCGAGCAGAACUCUGCUGUCAUCCUUGCUGUGGUACACUUCCCCUUUAUCCCUGUCCAGGUGAAGCAGUACCUUGGGGAAGUUCAGCGCGUGACUAAAGUCAGUGUUUCUGUGCUUGGCUCAUGGAGCAAUAGCAAACAGGGGAAAGAAGAGAGUCUCAGUGAGUUCUUGGAAGACCUUGGGACCAUAUUCUGCCACGAGCCAUGGAUCCAGAUAAGCAAAGAGGGAGACAGCAAAUUCUGGAGCUGUUCUAUCCUUCAAAAACAGUCUAAGAACCCUCAGGAGGAAGAAAUCAUCUUGGUGUACUAUGACCAGCGCAAGGUUAUGCUUUCCCAUCUGCACCCCCCUUUGGAGACAGCUGGCCAGAGGGCAGAGGAUGCCUCAAAGCUCUCGGCCAUCUUUGACACGGUGGCCAGGAGCCAGGUCCUGUUCAUGACAGACAGGUACGACGAGGGGCCCAUCAAGCUGACCCACUGGCAGUCGGAUGGGGUGGAGGCCAGUAUCAUCGUGGAGCUGCUGAAGCAGGCCUCUGUGCCUGCCUGCAUGCUGCUGACAUUCCUGCUCUCACUGGUCUCUGGGAUCUGCAGGAGCAGGGUGCUGAAGUUUUGGCCUUUGUCUUUCUUGUGGAGCAAACUCUCAACUUGUGAGCAGCUGGGGCAUCGCCUGCAGCACCUCCAGAUCAUCAGCAGCAACAAGAAGGCUCAAAACCAAAAUCAGCUGAUGAGGAAAGCCAACAUCUUUGUGUCUCUGCUGAUUGAUGUGGCCCUGGGGAUACUGCUGAUGUCGUGGCUGUACAGGAAGAACCGCAUUGGUCACCUUGCUGACACUCUCAUCCCUGUGGCUGAUCACGUGGCUGAAGAGCUGCAGGACCUGCUGCAGUGGCUGAUGGGAGCACCAGCUGGACUGAAAAUGAACCGAGCCUUGGAUCAGGUUUUGGGCCGCUUCUUCCUUUAUCACAUCCAUCUUUGGAUCAGCUACAUCCACCUGCUGUCCCCCUUCAUUGAGAUGAUCCUGUGGUACGUGGGGCUGUCGGCUUGUCUGGGCCUGACCGUGGCUCUCUGCAUCCUCUCCGACAUCAUCGCGCUCCUGACCUUCCACAUCUACUGCUUCUAUGUCUACGGGGCCAGGCUCUACUGCCUGAAGAUCUACGGCCUGUCCUCUCUGUGGCGCCUGUUCCGGGGCAAGAAGUGGAAUGUGCUGCGGCAGCGGGUGGAUUCCUGCUCCUAUGACCUCGACCAGUUGUUUAUUGGGACUUUGCUGUUCACAAUCCUGCUGUUCCUUCUGCCUACAACUGCACUGUAUUAUUUGGUGUUUACCCUGCUCCGGUUGCUGGUGGUGGUUGUGCAAGGCCUCAUACACUUGCUGGUGGACCUGAUUGACUCCCUGCCACUUUAUUCCCUCAUCCUUCGCCUCUGCAGAUCCUACAGGCUCGCAGCUGGAGUGAAGUUCAGAGUCCUUGAGCAGCAGGAUGGAAAACCUCUGCGGCUCCUUAUGCAGAUCAACCCCCUCUCCUACGGAGCUGUGGUCCAGACGUACAGACUGCCCACCUACAGCUGCUAUCCCAGGGACUCCUGGGCAUCUCUCUGCAAGAAACUGUUCCUUGGAGAGCUCAUCUACCCUUGGAAACACAAAGGAGACAAGCAGAACUAAAGACAGUGGAAGAACUUAGAAACUUGAUCUGAAAAACACACUGACUCCUAAUGCUUUGGGACCAAAGGCUGCUCAGAGCCAGCAACUGCUCCAUCCCUUUAAAUAGAUUUUGGUAACAUAGGAAGGGCUGAAUUUUUAAAGGCAAGUAUUUUUAAAUAUUAUUUUUCUCUUCCCCUACACUGUGUUUGUAUAUUAUGCUAAUGAUUAUUUUGGAAGCAAAAGGUUAAACCCAUCAGUGCCUCAUGAAACCAGCACUCAGUGUCGUGGAGGGAGCAGCUCCCAAAUGUUUUGGUGAUGAAUUUCUCCUUCCCUGUCAGCUCACAGGGCCAUAGCAGAUCAACCCCUUACGUGGUUUGGAGCCACAAUGCUGUGGUGCCUUCAGCCAGAGCAUGUUUUGGAUCUUUUAUGCUUCAGCCCUCAAGCCAGCUGAUCAAAACCAUGUGGAGAAUCAGGUCCUGGAGUCCUGCACUGAAAACUGAGCAGCUGGGUGUCUGAGUUCAUGGGAUAUUUAUUAAUUUCUUUUGAGGAGGGCUUGCACUCACCCUCACUGCAGUACCAGAGGUGUUGGAAGACCAAGGCUGGAGGCUCAGAAGCACAAAGUGUUUUAUCAUGAUUUGUGAUUUCUCUUAGGAGAGUAGUUUGCUUUGGAUACAUUUCCAAAGUGCAUGAGUGCUUGGCUUUUCAUGUUCUGGUCUCAUUUUGAUGUGUCUCCUAUUCUCUCUCUUGGAAAGGGUGCCUGUGCACUGGAGGGUGUCCCAUGGGGCAUGCAGUGGUUGUGCCAAAUUUAAACAGUCCUUACCCAAAAUACACUUCCUCCAGCUCUGCUCAUUCCUCUGCCCCAACUCAAACGAGGAGUCAGUGUCACUGUACCCUGCUUUUUGCACUGGCACAUGAGGGCUCUGCUGGAUCCUGCCCCUUUUCCCCUGGCUGCCCAAGGACCCAGGGAUGGAGGAAGAGGAGAAAGUGCAGUGGCUGCAGUGCCCAGCCCUUCUCUGGAUGGCUGCCUCUGUGCACCAGUGGGCAUUGGCAGGGCAAGGUGCUCUGGGGCUUUAGGAGCCUUCAGUCAGCACUGCCAGCAAGAGGGUCAGAGUUUCCUACCCCAGCCCUGUGUCCCAUCCAUGUGCUGGCAGCUGUCACAGAAGAGAAGGGAUAUGCCCCCCCCUGCUUUAGGACAUCCCUGGCCAGAUGUAUUUGGGUUGUCUGGAGCUGCUGAAAGCCCCUCAUGGUGCAGUCACUGCCUCUACAGGCAUAGCCUGAGCAGGAGAAAAGGAAGUUCUGCAGGCAGGUGCAUGGUCCAGACAUUCCUUAGCAGGCAAAGCUCCAAGGCCUUUGAGGUUUCUUAGGAAAGGGAGGCAGGACUACAUGGGCACUACACUGCUCACCCUGAGCCAGGGCAAAUCACUGGGGAAAGCCAGUGUGGCAAAGCUCCCCUCACCAUCUGCCAUUGAGGCUCUGGCUGGAACAUCCCUGCCUGCAGAAACUGCAGAGAGCUUGUUCUUUGAUGAUCUGUGCUUAAAACUCCUGUGCAGUAUCUUCUUGUCUUGGAAUGAUCACUACCUGAGGAAUUCUCUGCACUCCAGGUGGGAAUAACUGCAGGCUGUGAUGCAUUUAGUGGAUGAAUUGUCUAAAUAACAUUUUCUCUUCAGCUGAAGUCAGAGUCAUGAGCCCCAUCCUCACCUGGCACUGAGCAGAGCAGUUUACACCUUACCUCCUUCUCAUCUCUCCCGUGGAGCUCCUAAAUGAUAUCCCCUGGUUCCUCCCACGCCUGCACAGUUCAGUUUGCUGACUGCUCUGAGAAACUUUGUUAUUUUUGAUCUUGUGAAAGUAAUGUUUCUAAUAUCCUGGCUUUUAAAUCUUUCUGUGGGACCGGACAGGUCAUGAUGGUCCUGGUCAUCCUUGGGGUUCAAAUGCCACGAUAGCCCCAGUGAGAGCACAGAGCCACAAAAACCAGCAGCUGUGACCUUCCUACUGGGAACCUGCCAGAUGUAUCAGAUGUUCCAGUGUUGGGUUUGUUUACUAAAGGCUGAUACUGACUCUGGGGUGGGGAAAUACCAAACCAAGAAAAACCUCCUCCUCAAACCUGAGAUCCUGACUCUCAGAGAACCUUGAGCAGCCCAGCUGGGCAGUGGCAGCUCCUUGUGCUUGCAGUUGUGUGUCGCCCAGAGCUGGUGCCUGAGCUGCCUCUCUGCUCCUUGCACUGGGUGUUCUCCUUGCCUGCAAUGGUAUCUGAGCAUCUGAGUUGCUUCUGCUGGAUGUUUGCCACGUCUCUCCUCUUCCUUUCCAGUCCCUGCUGAAAGAGUCUUCCCCCACCCUUUCCGACUCUGUGCAGAGACAUUACAACAGUGUAGCAGACAUCCUGCUCAAGAGCACUUGACCUUAUGUCAUCUCUCUAAUUAGAAGUUAGGAUCAGCCUCAUCUUCCACGGCAGCACAGACUGGCCCAGUGCUGGCAUUUCCUCAGGGAAGAGGCUGCUGGUAAGGCUCUUGCUCUGAUUUAUCCUCAGAUCCAUAUUAUCCAGAGCAUCCCUUGGAUGAGAAGUAGUUAAAAAUUCCAGAUCUCCCAUUCCUGCCACGCACCCCUUAUAGCAGGCAGCAAGCAGGCUUUGCCAGCCAUCAGUCAAAGACUCUAAUCUUACGGGCUUUUUUUAAUACAUUUAAUGCAUUUUCUUAUUAUUAUUUCUCCCACCUUUCGGUUCCCAGUGCUGCUACAAACCCCUUCUUUACUUAGGCAGGGGGUUUGUGAAGGAAAAUGUGAUUCACUGUGUGAAAAACUCUAUCCUGAAAAGAAAUUCUGCCUUGGAGAAAUACUUUCUUCCCCUAACCAGGGGGGAUGAUGCUGAAAGGAAACCUCAGUAAUUACACUGCACUGAAAGCUCUGGUUAUGGGUUUGGGAGUUUUCCCUGAUGCUGCAGCUGGACUGUGCCCUGUUCAGGCCUGCACAAAGACUGUUGCAAAAUAUACAAUCCAUAUGUUGACUUCCAGCAGUGUAAGGAAAAUCUGCAUUUCACCCUGCAGAGAAUGAGCUGCUUUCCUUCUGCCCUGUGCUGCCUCUUCCUGCUGCUCCAACACCAUUUUCUUGCUUAACCCUAUCCCUCAGUGAUUUAGCCUUUAUGCUUAGACCUGCUGGUCACAUGGUCACAGGAAGCUGCUGGAGGUUGUGAUCCUCUGGUCCAGCCCCUGCUCAUGCAGGGCCACCCAAGGCUGGUUGCCCAGGACCGUGUCCAGAUGGCUUUGGGAUAUCUCCAAGGAUGGCAAUUCCAACCCCUCCCUGGACAGCCUGUGCCAGUGUUUGCUCACCCCCACAGUGAAAAGGUGUUCCCUGCUCUCAGGCAGGGUUUGAUGUGUUUCAGUUCAUGACCCUUGUCCUUGUGUUGUGCAGAGCUCAGCGACACCCUGACUCAGAUUGCCUCAGUGGAUGUGAACAUCAGCAGUCCUGUGUCAUCUCUGCUCCUGUUCCCCCCUUUCAGGCACUGCUCAGCAGCCCCUUUGCCUUUUGGGGGAUAAAGCCUUGGUGAGGGGGGAUUGCCUGUGCAUUGACUCAGAUCCCUGACCUGCUCCUUGGUUCUUUUCUGGACUUGGUAGCAGAGAGCCCUUUCUCUCCAGCCACGCUCCUGCCUGUGCUGAGCUCACAGUGGGAGCAGCACCCCAAACCUGGCAGUGUCCAGGCCUGCAGGGUCAGGGAACAGCCCCAGUGUGGAGCCCUGGGGCUCUGCAGGGUGAGUGUGCUGGGUCUGGAUCUCAGCUGAUCUUCCACAUGACAGGAGGCCACAGGGCUUCCCAGCUGGAUUGGGAGUUUUGGGUGCAGGGUAAACAUGUUCAGAGCAAUGCAAGCCCCAUGUGGGCAGCUGAUCUGCCUUCCUGCAUGACAACUGCGUGCCCACCACCUUUGCCUCUGGCUCACCAUUUUGCAUUUGGGGUUGCUGCAAGAGUCUGUCACCUUUUCCUCCAGCCCUUAGCCACGCCUGGGCCUCAAACCAGGACAGCUCAGACUCCCCAUUUACCAUCUCAGCAAGCUAAAUAUGAGGAGUGUUCCUGCACUGAUGAGUGCUGCAGGUGACAGGACACCCCCCUGCAUUCCCAGGCAGGUACUGGGGCUGGGAGCAGUGGAGGUGUUUGGGGGAAGCUGCAGAACCCAGGCCAGCUCAGGGCAGGGACAGGCUGCAGCUCCUCUGCCAUCCACUGUUAUUUAACAUGUGUCACUGGGGAAGUUCGUGAGAACUUCACAGUUCUUGUAAUCAAUCCUCCUCACAGUGUUUUCUGGUUUUGAGUAAAGUAUUAUAAAAGA